Papaver somniferum (opium poppy) is the source of this 1788-nucleotide messenger RNA. RefSeq lists its product as uncharacterized. The transcript has 8 exons. Gene Ontology annotation, molecular function: nucleic acid binding; RNA-DNA hybrid ribonuclease activity. Lineage: Eukaryota; Viridiplantae; Streptophyta; Magnoliopsida; Ranunculales; Papaveraceae. The coding region runs from base 1 to 1788 and encodes 595 amino acids. The record is from RefSeq and is a predicted model, not a curated record.
AUGUGGGAUGCGUUGCCAACUCAGAUUCAGAAGCUAGAGAUAGAGGUCCUUGGGAUGUUUAUAGGGAGGGAAGAGGACCUUAAGAUUCCUGGUAGUGGAACGAACACGGAUUUUGAUGAGCAAGAAUGUUUAGCUGCUAUAAAUCUUUUGGGUCAAAAUAAAGCUCCUGGUCCUGAUGGAUUUCCAUGCUUCUGGUUUUUCACAAGUGGUAAAGGUAUCAGACAUGGAGACCCACUGUCCCCUUUUCUAUUCUUAUUAGUUGGUGAGGCUAUUACUUUUAUGAUUAAGCAGGCUCAUUCUCAAGAUUUAAUUUCUGAUGCUGAUGUUGAGCAAGUCGAAAACCUCGGGUUGAUUCUUAUCUCUUUUGAGCUCUUAACAGGUCUUAAAAUAAACUUUAGUAAAUCUCAGAUCUUUGGAGUUGGCUUUGAUAGUGAUUUAGCUCAAUUUUGUGAUCUCUUGGGCUGUUACUCUGGGAGUUUACCUACGACUUACUUAGGCCUUCCUUUUGGUGAUAAAUCUAGAGGUGUUUCUAAAUCGGAUAAGGUGAUUGAAAAAUUCAUUGAAAGGCUUGCUGGUUGGAAAAAAGUGCUUCUCAAAAGAGCUGGUAAGGCCACUCUGAUUAACAAUGUCUUAGCUAGCUUACCUGUUUAUUUCAUGAGCUUGUUUGAAAUUCCUAGUUCAGUUUGUAAAAAACUUGAGAAGGUUAUGAGGAACUUGUUAUGGAAUGAGAAGGAUGGAAGGAAGAAAAUGCAUUAUGCUAAGUGGACUGCUCUUACUAGGAAGAAGAAAUAUGGAGGUUUGCAGAUUAAAAAUUUAAAGAAGAUGAAUCAAGCUCUUUUAUGCAAAUGGUCUUGGAGAUUUUUCACUGAGGAAGAUGCUCUUUGGAGAAAGAUUGUUGCUGAGAAAUAUGGGGUAGGGGAGGUAAGUUUGCAAGCUAAAACACCCAACCGUGCUUAUGGCAGAUUUAAGGUUAAUUAUGUUUCAACUGCAAUAUUUUGGGAGGAUUGUUGGUUGUAUGAUAUUCCUAUUAAAGAUUCUUAUCCAUAUUUUUUUAUAGUUUCAAGAUCAAAAAAGUUGAAAAUAGUUGAAGUUGGUGUGCCUAAUGAUUCUGCUGUUACUUGGAAUUUAAAUGCUCCUAGAAGACUUUUUGUGAUUGACUCAAGUCAGGAAGAAGAUGCAAUAUUUUCUUUCAUCUGGAAGCAGAAAUAUCCUCCUACAAUUGGGUUUUUCAUUUGGUUGCUUGCUCAUGGAAAAUUUCCAACAAGAGAUUCAUUGAGAAGGAAAGGUAUGGAUGUCCCAGCUGAAUGCCUUUUCUGUAAUGAAGAUGAAAGUACUUCUCAUCUGUUGCUGCAUUCAAUCCUUUGGUCCAUAUGGCAGGAAAGGAAUGCAAGAGUGUUUACUGAUAAGAUUUCUACUGAAAUUACAGUCACAAAUAAGGCAGUGUAUUGCUUGUAUUCUUGGUCUCUUGCUAUCAAAAAUUUUGAGCAUCUUUCUUCUACAGAGGUGAACAAUGUUUUUUUCCACUUUCCUUCUAUGAAUCAAAUCUUCAUAUGUUGUGAUGGUGCAUCCAAAGGGAACCCAGGGAUAGCUAGGCUUGAAUUUGUGGCAAUAAACUAUUGUGGGGACUGUGUUGGUGCUGCUUCAGGUGGGAUUGGAAUAACUACCAAUUACUUAGCUGAAGUUAUGGCAUUGAUUGUUGCUGGUGAAUGGGAUGUUACUCAACAGUUUAUGGAGGUAUGCUUUAUCCUAGAUUCUAAUGAUGUAUUACUGGCUUUCUCAAAUAACUGA